AUGGAGGAACCAGAGGUAAAGUCAUACCUUGAAGGAAAUGGUGUUAAUUGGAAGUUCAUUACACCGCGAGCCCCCUGGUCUGGAGGCUUUUAUGAACGCCUUGUUGGUGUUCUAAAGGGAUGUUUGUCCAAGGCCUUGUAUCACAAACGUGUAUCCUUUGAAGAGUUGAGAACUCUACUUGUUGAGUUUCAAGCUGUGAUAAAUUAUCGACCACUGACUUAUCUCUCCUCUGAUCGAGAUUGUGAGGCUUUGACUCCCUCCAUGUUACUUUAUGGGCGAAAUGUUUGUAUUUCCCCUCUUCUUAACAAUUUAGCAACUGAUGACCCAGAUUUCAUGAGUUCAAGUGAUCUUAGAGCACAAUAUUUUAGAUUAUCAUCAGUGCUAAGGAAAUUUGAGAACUCUUGGAAAAGAGACUAUUUAGUGUCCUUGAGAGAGAGACAUAAUAAUUCUAGUAAUAAUCUCUCUGCAAAUGUGAAAGUUGGGGACAUAGUGAUGGUAGACUUAGAUCAUAUCUGGGGAAAGGCUAUAGAUCCCUCCUCUCAUUGGGUAAGGUUACCCAGCUGUUCCCGUCGUCUGAUGGCGUGA
This is a messenger RNA of Macrobrachium nipponense, 585 nucleotides long. RefSeq lists its product as uncharacterized. Gene Ontology annotation, molecular function: nucleic acid binding. The transcript has a single exon. The record is from RefSeq and is a predicted model, not a curated record. The coding region runs from base 1 to 585 and encodes 194 amino acids. Lineage: Eukaryota; Metazoa; Arthropoda; Malacostraca; Decapoda; Palaemonidae.